Molecule: messenger RNA, 546 nt
Organism: Brassicogethes aeneus
Lineage: Eukaryota; Metazoa; Arthropoda; Insecta; Coleoptera; Nitidulidae
Source: the annotation of a GenBank genome assembly
AUGCUAUCAGAGAAGAUUUUUUUAAAGAAAAAGAAACUGGAACUAUUUAACCAACAGAAUAUUUUCGUUAAAAGGCACGACGAGCUUGAAUCCAUGGUCAAAACAUCUUACGAGAUUUCUUUGCUCUUACCGAAAAAGAAGAAAUCGUUUUCCGAUGGAGAGAUUGUUAAAGAGGCUUUGACGAUCUGUGCACAAAAUUGUGAUGAUAAACACGUCAAAGCUAAAGCGGACAGUAUUUCACUCUCACGGCACACUGUCACGAGACGGGUGGCGUUAGAUGAAACUUGCGAUUUAACGAGUAGAUCUCAGUUGGCUAUUUUUGUGCGGUGUGUUGACGAAAAUUGGAAUGUAUUGCAAGAUUUACUAGAAGUCUGUCAGCUAGAAAGUACAACCCAAGGAAAAGACAUAUUUUUGAAAAUUAAGGAAUGCAUUGAAAAAAAGAGUUUAUCGUGGGACAAAUUCAUAUCUGUUUGCACUGAUGGUGCACCAGCAAUGAUAGGAAAAAACAAUGGCUGUGUGGCUUUGUUACAGAAUUUCUUAUUUUGA